Messenger RNA from Acanthoscelides obtectus, 1254 nucleotides. NCBI's taxonomy places the organism in Eukaryota, Metazoa, Arthropoda, Insecta, Coleoptera, Chrysomelidae. The record is from the annotation of a GenBank genome assembly.
AUGGACUUUCCAGUUGCUCUCAAGUCAGUAUCAGAAUUUGAAAGAUUGAAUAAUAUGUCAAUUAACGUUUAUGGAAUAGAAAAGGAAUUCAUUGAUGGAAAGUCUAAAUAUCAGGUGGUAGGACCGUUACAUUACACGGCGCAAAAACAACCCACUCAUCUGAACUUAUUACUUAUUGAUGAUUCAGAAGGUCAGUUGUCACUUAAUACGAGAGUAAAGCAUUUUUGUGAUGGCUGUUUGCAAUACUUUGCAUCAAAAGACAAACUGGAAAUUCACAUCCAAAACUAUUGCAAACACAUUGCAGUUAAGCUACCCCAACUGGAAACCAGAGUUGAUCGCCUUGGAAACACGGUAAUGGAUAAUGUGCUGAAAUUUGAACAGCAUUACAAACAAUUAAGACUACCGUUUUGCGUUUAUGCGGACUUUGAAUGCAUCCUAGCUCCGAUAGACAAUCGCUCAAGUGCUUCAGAGGAUAUGCGAUUUGUCGAUUCAUAUCAGUUUCUAUCGUCAAAAUUAGAAACCUUGGCAUCCUUUUUAAGCGCAGAACAAUGUCGGACGGUACGAAAAGUGUUUCCUGAGGACGAAAAGUUCUCCUACAUGAGAUGCAAAGAUGCCUCAAAAACGGUAAUAUGUGACUUUUUCUAUGACUUUCUGAAGCGUCAAUAUGGUGAUAAGGUGUCUGUAGCUUACACGGACACUGAUUCGCUAAUAGUACAUGUUGAAACCGAUAAUUUCUAUGAGGACAUGAAAUCACACAUAGAUUACUUUGACACAUCCAAUUAUGAUGCUUCCAGCCCACAUAAUAUGCCUCAAACAGCGUCAGAGUUGGGUAAGAUGAAAGACGAAUAUGCUGGUAAGAUACUGUCUGCAUUUUAUGGUACAGGUCCCAAAGCAUACUGUAUAGAUGGGGUAGACCAAGUAGCUAAACGAGCCAAAGGUAUAUCUAAGGCGAGUGUAAAAAAUCAGUUACAUUUGCUACAUUAUAAGGAUAUUGUUGAGGAGAAACGGACAUCUGUAUACUGUACGAUUUAUGUAUUUAAAUCGGAGUCACACAAUAUCUACACAAAUUAUAUAAAAAAAGUAGCAUUGACCAGUACGGAUGAUAAACGUUUCUUGAUACCAAACUCAACAAAGACAUUAGCUUGGGGUCAUCAAGAUAUAUUAUUUCAUAACAUGUCAGAUGAGGAGCGCUUGGAUACAUUACUGCACUUGAUGCAAGAAGGCAUUGUGUUAGAUAGCAUGAGCAUAGAAUAG